AUGGAUCUUAACUCGCCCUUUGCGGACCCAGAUGGUCCAGAGCCAUUGCCACCGCCAACGUCUUCGGGCAGCCUCAAGUCUUGUAUCUUUGAGCAGUCGCGCAUCGUCCAUCCAUCAACAAGUCAGCACAGAAGCCCAAGUCGGUCUCGACAGGAUGACAUCCGCGAAGAGUCGUUUCACGAGAGCGUGCAAGCAAGUGCUGCAUCCAUUGGCAGAGCAUCCAGCAGUCGGCACGCCGCCACGAAUGGGGAUGGCAUCGAGGGCCACAGUACCGAUGCUGCCGGCCCUGCAGAAGGUGACAAUGCCGACGACCAAGAUCCCGAGGACCUACUUUCAGAUGAAGAAAUCGGCCUUAUCGCAAAAGAUGCUCGAAGGUCGAAAGCAUCGCUACUGCCCACCAGAUCAUCUCGCUCCUCGAGUAGAUCCAGCAGGCGCCGCACAAACACAUCAGAUCCACGUUCUCGAGCAUCUGCGGUCGGAGGGCUCAACGCCAAGCAGAAGGCACUGUGGAUGUGGGCUAACGUCGACAAUCUCGACGCUUUCCUGCAAGAAGUAUACGCCUACUAUCUUGGACGAGGUGCCAUCUGCAUUGCACUCUCACGUUCGCUCAACCUCCUCACAGUUGCAUUCGUCAUCUCCUUCUCCACCUUCUUGUUAGGAUGCAUUGACUAUUCGGCGAUUCGACACGACGGUCAACUAGGCGAUGUUAUUGUGGGCCAUUGCGUAGCCCGCUUCUCUCCAGGUACCAGGGUGAUGGUGUUUCUGCUGGUCGCAGCAUUCGGCUGGCAAGUAGUACAAUUCCUGCUUGGCCUAUCGAGACUGAGAGCGAUGCACGGAUUUUACGAACACCUUCUCGGCAUCCCGGACGCGGAUGUGCAGUCCAUCCCGUGGCACGAAGUAGUCAACCGCAUCUCGGCUCUGCGUGAACAGCAUCCCAACACCUCGCUCAGCUCAGCGGACGAGAUUGAGCUUGAGGAUCGAGCAAGUGCAUCACAGCAACAGCGACUGGACGCACACGAUGUAGCUAACCGCAUCAUGCGUCAGGAGAAUUAUCUCAUCGCGCUGUUCAACGAGAACAUCCUUGACCUCUCGGUGCCUGGCCUACGCAAUCGUAGUCCAGCGCUGACGCGAAGUCUCGAGUGGAAUCUCAACUUUUGCCUUUUAGGCUUCCUUUUCGACUCGAAUGGACAAGUACGGCACCAGUUCCUGUCGGAAGGCUAUCGAGCUGAUCUGAUUGAAGGUUUACGACGACGCUUGCUGUUCAUGGCGAUGGUCAAUGCCAUCUUUGCACCUUUCAUCGUGCUCUACUUGUUGGUCUACUCUUUCUUCCGCUACUUUGAAGAGUAUCACAAAGACCCGUCCAACUUGGGAUCUCGACAAUACACGCAAUACGCACGAUGGAAGUUGCGCGAGUUCAACGAGCUGCCGCAUCUCUUCCGGAGACGAUGUCAUACCUCCUAUGCGCCUGCGCAAAAGUACAUUGACCAAUUCCCCAAGGAGAAGACAGCCAUCGUUGCGCGGUUCGUGGCAUUCGUCGCUGGCUCGUUUACUGCCGUGCUUAUCCUUGCAUCGGUGAUUGAUCCGGAUCUGUUCCUGCAUUUUGACAUUACACCUCAGCGCAACGUGCUGUUCUACAUCGGGGUGUUUGGUGCCAUUCUAGCCGUUGCUCGCGGUAUGAUACCGGACGAACAUCUGGUGUUCGAACCCGAAGCAGUGCUGCGCGAAGUGAUUCAACACACCCACUACCUGCCCCAGGAGUGGAAGGGUCGCUUCCAUUCAGCUGAAGUGCAUCAGGCAUUCGGACAGCUGUAUACGCUCAAGAUCUACAUCUUCUUGCAAGAGUUGCUCAGUGUAGUGACAACGCCGUUUGUACUGUGGCUGACUUUACCAGCAUGUGCGCCCGAGCUGAUCGACUUUUUAAGGAAGUAUACGAUCCAUGUGGACGGGUUGGGACAUGUAUGUUGGUUUGCCGUGUUUGACUUUGCACGUCAACCAACAGCCAGUACGACGGGUGGUGCUGCGGCGAGGGAGAUGUACCAAGAUCCAAAGCGUAACGGAAGACGAGCGAUAAGAAAUGGAAUCAAGGAGGGCAAGAUAGAGCAAAGCAUCCUUGGGUUCAAAGCGAAUCAUCCAGAUUGGGAUCCUGUCCAAGCUAGUACAGCUUCGAUCCUUCCUUCCGAUGCAGUUGCAGGUGCAGCGUGCCAGUAUGAAUACGGGAAUGGAAUGAACAAGUCGGAUGCGCCACCAACAAGGACAACGACAACGACAACGACGGGUGGAGCCAAGGUGAAGGAUUUGCUGGAUCACAUCUACAAAGGCAGAGGAACGACUGCUGCCAGUCGAUGGUAG
Messenger RNA from Ustilago hordei, 2349 nucleotides. RefSeq lists its product as uncharacterized. NCBI's taxonomy places the organism in Eukaryota, Fungi, Basidiomycota, Ustilaginomycetes, Ustilaginales, Ustilaginaceae. The coding region runs from base 1 to 2349 and encodes 782 amino acids. Gene Ontology annotation, cellular component: phagophore assembly site; autophagosome. The record is from RefSeq and is a predicted model, not a curated record. Gene Ontology annotation, biological process: protein localization to phagophore assembly site; autophagy of mitochondrion. The transcript has a single exon.